Molecule: messenger RNA, 9398 nt
Organism: Corythoichthys intestinalis (scribbled pipefish)
Lineage: Eukaryota; Metazoa; Chordata; Actinopteri; Syngnathiformes; Syngnathidae
Gene: tbc1d9
Product: TBC1 domain family, member 9 (with GRAM domain)
Exons: 22
Coding region: 501-4175 (1224 amino acids)
Molecular function (GO): calcium ion binding
Source: RefSeq, a predicted model, not a curated record
GAGGAAGGAAGGACGAACGAAGAGGAGGAGGAGAAGGACAACAAGGAGGAGAAAGAGGAUGGUGUCUGCCGACCAGCGUUACUGUCACUCGGCUUCACUCUGGCAUGUCUACGUCGCUGCUGCAACACCAUAAACCGUCUUCAUUUUUCAAAAAUUGCUUCAUAUUUCAAACCCGGACGCGCAAAUUAAUCGUCGCUAACGAGCGUCGUUGUGGUUACGCGCACCUGCCACGGAGCCGUAGCACAACAAAAGCCUUCUAAAAUGGCUGCGACCCUCCAAGAAACAGUAUAACUCGUCAUCGUUUACUAUUUUUAUUUGUAAUUUGUCAAUGUCGUGUCGGCGUUCGUCGUUUUGUCGGACGUUCGCGGUUUGUUUGCGGUUUAGCUAGGAGAUAACUUGGCUAACAGCGAGUCCCUUUUUUGUUUUGGGUUUUUAAUGUGCGAGUGCUAAGGGUUUGUUCGUGAUCCAUGCGUGGUUAAAAAGCCAAUCGGGUGGAUAUCAUGUGGGUCAGUCCCGAAGAGGUGUUGUUGGCGGGCGCCCUGUGGAUCACCGAGCGGGCCAAUCCCUAUUUCAUCCUCCAGAAGAGGAAGGGCCAUGGCGGGGGAGGCGGAGGACUGGCUGGUUUGCUGGUGGGUACCUUGGACGUGGUAUUGGAUUCAAGUGCCCGCAUGGCUCCCUACAGAAUUCUCUACCAAACCCCGGACUCGCUAUCCUAUUGGAUCAUCGCUCACGGAACAUCGCGGAAGGAGAUAACUGAGCACUGGGAGUGGCUGGAGCACAACAUGCUGCAGACGCUCUCCAUUUUUGAGAACGAAAACGACAUCACCACAUUUGUCAAAGGAAAAGUCCAGGGAAUCAUCGCCGAAUACAACAAGAACCACGACGUGAAAGAGGACGACGACACGGACAAGUUCAAGGAGGCCAGCUCCAAGUUCCGCAAGUUGUUCGGCAUGCCCGACGAGGAAAAGCUGGUCAACUAUUACUCAUGUAGCUACUGGAAGGGCAAAGUGCCGCGACAAGGCUGGCUCUAUCUCAGCAUCAACCACCUCUGCUUCUAUUCCUACCUACUGGGCAAAGAAGUCAAACUGGUGGUGCGCUGGGCGGACAUUACGCAGCUGGAGAAGAGCGCAACCAUGCUGCUACCGGACGGCAUCAAAGUCAGCACGCGCAGCCAGGAGCACGUCUUCUCAGUCUUCCUCAACAUCAACGAGACCUUCAAACUGGCCGAGCAGCUGGCCAACAUCGCCAUGCGUCAGCUGCUGGACAACAAAGGCUUCGAGGAAGACCGUUCGCUACCCAAACUCAAGAAAAAAUCGCCCAUGAAGGUGUCGGCCCUCAAGAGGGACUUGGACGCCAGAGCCAAAAGCGAGCGCUACAGGGCACUGUUCCGUCUGCCUAAAGACGAAAAACUAGACGGGCAUACGGACUGCACCCUGUGGACUCCCUUCAGCAAAAUGCACAUUCUGGGACAAAUGUUUGUCUCCACUAACUACAUCUGCUUCACCAGUAAGGAGGAGAUGCAGUGCAGCCUCAUCAUUCCUCUUCGCGAGGUGACCAUCGUGGAGAAGGCGGACAGCUCCAACGUGCUCCCCAGCCCCGUCUCCAUCAGCACCAAGAACCGAAUGACCUUUCUGUUUGCCAACCUGAAGGACCGGGACUUCCUGGUUCAGAGGAUUUCAGACUUUCUGCAGCAGACACCAUCUAAAAGUUGCUUGGAGCGGGAACUCACCGCCAGUCUCAACAGCUCCGACGACGAGGUUUACGGAUCACUUUUGUCCAGCAGCCCGCAGCACAGCUUGAGCUCGGAGGGCGACCGCUCCUUCAACCUGAACGACAGUAGCGUACCUACUGCCUCGCAGGCCCUCAUGACCAUGUACCGACGCCGCUCGCCUGAGGAUUUCAAUCCCAAAUUGGCUAAGGAGUUCCUGAAGGAGCAAGCGUGGAAGAACCAUUUCUCAGAAUUUGGCCAGGGCGUGUGCAUGUACCGGACCGAGAAGACAAAAGAAUUGGUCCUUCAAGGCAUCCCCGAGGGCAUGAGAGGGGAUCUAUGGCUGCUGUUCUCUGGCGCCAUCAAUGAAAUGGCUACGCAUCCUGGCUAUUACGAAGACCUGGUGGAGCGCUCCAUGGGCAAAUACAACUUGGCCACCGAGGAAAUCGAGCGGGACCUCCACCGUUCUCUGCCUGAGCAUCCCGCCUUCCAGAAUGAGAUCGGGAUCGCCGCCCUUCGCCGGGUGCUCACCGCGUACGCCUUCAGAAAUCCUAACAUUGGAUACUGUCAGGCUAUGAAUAUCGUGACGUCGGUGUUGCUCCUCUACGCUAAAGAAGAAGAAGCCUUCUGGCUGCUUGUGGCGCUUUGUGAAAGGAUGUUGCCAGACUACUACAACACCAGGGUUGUCGGCGCUCUGGUGGAUCAAGGCGUGUUCGAGGAGCUGGCUCGCGAGUACGUGCCCGAGCUGUACGACUGCAUGCAGGACCUGGGCGUCAUCUCCACCAUUUCGCUGUCCUGGUUCCUCACGCUCUUCCUGUCGGUCAUGCCGUUCGAGAGCGCCGUGGUGGUGGUGGACUGCUUCUUCUACGACGGCAUCAAGGUCAUCUUCCAGCUGGCGCUCGCCGUGCUGCAUGCCAGCAUCCACCAGCUGCUCGGGUGUAAGGACGACGGCGAGGCCAUGACGGUGCUGGGCAGGUACUUGGACAAUGUGACGAAUAAGGACAGCACCUUACCACCCAUCCAACAUUUGCAUUCGUUGUUGACGGACAAUGGAGAACCGCAUCCAGAGGUGGACAUCUUUAAAUUGGUCCGCAGUUCUUACGAGAAAUUCGGCUCCAUCCGCGCCGACGUCAUCGAGCAGAUGCGUUUCAAGCAGAGACUGAGAGUCAUUCAGACCAUUGAAGACACAACUAAACGUAACGUGGUCCGAACUAUCGUCACGGAGACUGCUUUCAGCAUCGACGAAUUGGAGGAACUGUUUGUCCUUUUCAAGGCGGAGCACCUGACUAGCUGCUACUGGGGAGGCACAAGCAGCAACCCGACUGAGCGCCACGAUCCUAGCCUUCCCUACCUGGAGCAGUACCGCAUCGACGUGGAGCAGUUCAAGGGCCUCUUUACGCUCCUCUUCCCCUGGGCCAACGGCGCCCACUCGGACCCCUUGGCGGUGCGCUUCUUUCGCCUGCUGGACCACAACGGCGACGCCUUCAUCAACUUUCGGGAGUUUAUCAACGGGCUCAGUGUUCUGUAUCACGGCGAUCUGACUGAGAAGCUGAAACUCCUAUACAAGAUGCACGUUUUACCUGAGGUGAGCGGCGAACACGAAGAACCCGAUUCCGCGUUCGAGGCCACGCAGUACUUCUUUGAAGACAUCACUCCGGAAACAUCCAUGGGCCAAGAUACAAAGAACCGAAAGGAGAAGGACGACGGCUUUGUCAGGGUCACGUUCAAAACAGAAAAAGUCAAGAAGCUGAACACUCCCGACUAUCGCCACUACUUGAAACUUUGGAAUCACGACAGCAAGUCCACAACAGAGCGCGCCAAAGAUCUCCCGAAGCUUAAUCAGGCGCAGUUCAUCGAGCUGUGCAAGACGCUGUACAGCAUGUUCAGCGAGGACCCGGCCGAGCAGCAGCUCUACCACGCCACAGCCACCGUCACUAGCUUACUGCUAGAGAUGGGAGAGGUGGGCAAGCUCUUCAGCGCCGCACGCCGGGACCCCCAACGCGGAGAGAAUUCUUCCGAGGAGGAAGAGGACGAGCGUUCACCAGGCAUGCAGGACAUCAAAUUGGAAGACGCGUCCCCCAAAUCGGCCAUGCUGACCUCGGACGACGAAGCCAAAGACGACACGUCGGUGUCGUCGUACUCGGUGCUCAGCGCUGGCUCGCACGACCCGGACGACAACAAGCUGCGGUGCGAAGACAUCGCCGACGACACGGUGCUAGUGAGGAGCGAGCGCGGCGGCGCCGGAGACGACGACAAGAAGAAGAAAAGCGGCGACGGGGUGGACCGCGAUUGGGCCAUCACUUUCGAGCAGUUCCUGGCGUCGGUGCUGACCGAGCAGGCGCUGGUGCUUUACUUCGAGAAGCCCGCCGACGUAGCGGCGCGCAUCACCAACGCUAAGAACGUUCGCAAAGUGGGACGCAAAGCGUUGCUGUCUGUUAGCGAUUAUGAAAUUUCACUCUCCGGUUGAGUUUUGCGGUAAUCUCGCGCUUUUUGGAAAAAAAAAAAAAACAUCGGGAACGCAGUUUUUAACACAUUUUUCGGGUGCAGUAUCCAAAACUAAUCCCUGUUUUUUUUCCCCUCUAGGAUCCCAGAUUUCUUAAAAACGAUAACAAAUACUGGAGUUGAACUCUCACUGCCAUUGACGGGGAUAGACGUCUAAUCGUAGAGCAUCUCAUCAUCCUGCUGUGAAUUAGUAUGAGGUAAUCACUAGUAGACGUCCAAUCCAUUUGAAGUGGGAGGGUGUUCGUUCAUUUGCUGUCAACCCUCCCACUUCAAAUGGAUUGGACAUCAAUCACUGUCAAUGGCAGUGAGUUAACAAAUUAUAUAUAUAUAUAUAUAUAAACUUAAAAUAUUUACAUACAAUAAAAUAUACAAAAAAGCCAUUUUUAUUUUCAACUAUUAUACUGUGUAUAAGUAGUACCAACACAGUAAUUCUAGUAUUUAAAACAAAACAAAAACGAGAAUUUUUGGAAUCUGCAUGCCAAUUUCAGUUUUAACUGGCAUUAAAAUCCACCAAAAUUUCUCUUAGAAUGGUUCCCGGAUGUACCGUAAUUUCCCGAAUAUAAUCCACACUUUUUUCCCAAAAUUUACUCGUAAAAUCAUGGGUGCGCGUGAUUCACGGGUACAGGGACGGAGACAGAAAAAAUGAAUCAUGAUUCAUGUUCCAUUGUAAGCAUGGACCGGAAAAAUAUUACAUAAUCCGAACGACUGUGAUAUAAUAAUCAAGUUUUAUGUGGUAAAUAAUUUUGCAUGACAUCUAAUAAAAUUUAGGGGUGUCAAACGAUUAAAAUUUUUAAUCAAGUUAAUUACAGCUUAAAAAUUAAUUAAUUGUAAUUAAUCGCAAUUAAUCGCAAUUCAAACCAUCUAUAAAAUAUGCCAUAUUUUUCUGUAAAUUAUUGUUGGAAUGGAAAGAUAAGACACAAGACGGAUAUAUACAUUCAACAUACUGUACAUAAGGACUGUAUUUGUUUAUUAUAACAAUAAAUCAACAAGAUGGCAUUAUCAUUAUUAACAUUCUCCUAAAGCGAUCCAUGGAUAGAAAGACUUGUAAUUCUUAAAAGAAAAAUGUUAGUACAAGUUAUAGAAAUUUUAUAUUAAAACCCCUCUUAAUGUUUUCGUUUUAAUAAAAUUUGUAAAAUUUUCAAUCAAAAAAUAAACUAGUAGGUCGCCAUUGUUGUUGUCAAUAAUUACACAAUUCUCAUGGUCAUAAAAUCAGUCGCACCCAAGCGCCAGCAGAGGGCGACAAAACUCCAAAGAACACAAGUAACAAGUGCACAUGACCCUUUGCUGUCAUUUCAAUCUGUUUGAGCGGGGCAUGUGUGUUAAUUGCGUCAAAUAUUUUAACGUGAUUAAUUAAAAAAUAAAUAAAUUACCGCCCAUUAACGCGAUAAUUUUGAUAUAUAUAUUAGGGCUGUCAAACGAUUAAAAUUUUUAAUCGAGUUAAUUACAGCUUAAAAAUUAAUUAAUCGUAAUUAAUCGCAAUUCAAAUCAUCUAUAAAAUAUGCCAUAUAUUUCUGUAAACUAUUGUUUGAAUGGAAAGAUAAGACACAAGAUGGAUAUAUGUAUAUUCAACAUGCGGUACAUAAGGACUGUAUUUCAUUAUUAUAACAAGAAAUCAACAAGGUGGCAUUAUUAACAUUCUGUUAAAGCGAUCCAUGGAUAGAAAGACUUGUAGUUCUUAAAAGAUAAAUGUUAGUACAAGUUAUAGAAAUUUUAUAUUAAAACCCCUCUUAAUGUUUUCGUUUUAAUAAAAUUUGUAAAUUUUUCAGUCAAAAAAUAAACUAGUGGCACGCCAUUGUUGAUGUCAAUAAUUACUUACACAAUGCUCAUGGGUGCUGAAGCCUAUAAAGUCAGUCGCACCCAAGCGCCAGCAGAGGGCAGCAAAACUCCACAAAACACAAUUAACAAAUGGGCAUUUCACUAUACUGUCAUUUAAAUCUGAGCGUGGCAUGUGCGUUAAUUGCGUCAAAUAUUUUAACGUGAUUUUAAAAAUUAAUUACCGCCCGUUAAUGCAUUCAUUUUGACAGCCCUAGUUAAAACUCGCUACAACUCCUUACUUUGUGAAAAUUAUUAUCGAAUACUAUAAGCAAUUUUACCACAGAAAAUUAAUACUCUAUUUUUUUUUUUUUUUUUAAUUUGACAAAAGGAUUAAAAAAAUGCUGCAACCGCGUAUUUUAUAAAAGUUUGAGACACGAGACUCAUAUUUAUUGGUGCUAAAAUUAGGGUGCGCAUUAUACACGGGUACAAGAAUUUUCCCCAGAUUUUACAGGUAAAGUUUGGGUGCGCGUUAUAUACGGGUGCGCCUUAUAUUGGGGAAAUUACGGUAAUUUCACGCCUGAAAAAGUUUGUCAUAUCUUAUAAACGCCACAAGAUGGCAGCAAAAACACUACUAAAUGUUUAAAAUGAACCCAAAUAAUAACUGAAUAAAGGUAAAUGUACUACAAAGUAUUUUAAGGUCAAAUUUUCUGAAGAGCUAAACUGAAGACAAAGACCGAAAACCGAGAAAUGACAUGGCAAGUCAUCCAUUUUCCGAUUGAGGAAUCGAAAACAUGGAAUGAACGAGUGAUACACGGUUGGACGUGUUUUCUUUUGGUAGCUACUCAUUGGUUCCUUUUUUAUUGGUUUCCCAAACAGUGACACCUGUUUAAAAAGUCAUUGAUCCGCUCCUGCUAAGAAUCGAUAUAACUCUUUAGUUUACAAAGUAUCAUGAUAAAUCACCAUUUCGAUAUAUUGUCACAGCUUUAGUUUUUACCAUAGGUGGAGUUUGACUUUUGGGGCAGGGGGGCCACAACAUGUCGAUGACCCCGAAACGCAGUGUCAGCAAUAAAAUUAACUUACAAGAAUAUUUAUAAUAAUAAGUUGACAAUGAGCGUUUUUUGUUUCCCAUCAUUCUUGACGGGAAUUCUAAAUCAGGCUGCUUAAGCAAUACUUUUCACCAAUAUCGUCAUCCAUUGAAUAUGGUACGCCCACCGGUGUCAUGCCAAUGUAGUUACCCCAGUCAAAAAUUGUAUCCCCUGGGCGGAGCCAUAUGGAAGUAGAUUUGUGUCUUUAUUAUUCAAUCAAAAAAAAAGUUGCUUCAAUUAAAAAAAAAAAAAAAAAAGUGUUUGAAUGCAAUAGUGCUGCAACGAUUAAUCGAUUAAUUUGAGUAUUCGAUUAGAAAAAAAUAUUCAAAUUUUGUUGCUUCGAGUAUUCGUUUAAUUAAAGUGGCGUUGUAAUAUUCAAUUUUGAAAGUGUUUACAUUUAGUUUAUUGAUUAGUGUGGAUACAUUGCCCUCUGGUUUGCCUCAUUUCACAUGGCUGAAUACAACUGCUCCCUGUUAAGACCAACAUUAGCGAAGUUUUUCUUUAGGCUAAUGUUUUUUAAUGCAUUCUUAAUUUAGUUUAUAUGUAUAUUUAGCCGUUUGUUGUGGUAAUAUGAAUCUGAACCAUUUUUAAGAGCAUUGGGGGGCGGGGGGGAACGUUAGCAUUUUAUAGAAUUUAAGCAAGCAGACUUUUACCACAUAUGUUAGCCAAUAGUCUUUUGUUGUUCAAAUAUCCUCAUUUAUUUAUUUUUAAUACCGUUUGAGGCUCAGCUCAGGUAUUUUAAUUUUUCAUUUUUCUUUUCUGAUUACUCGAUUAUUUGAAUUAACUAGUUAAUCCAUUAUUCGACUACUAAAAUAAUCGAUAGCUGCAGCCCUAGAAUGCAAUAAUAAAUUUGAAACUCAAAAAAACGCAAAAAAAAAAUGCAAGUGAAAGCCAUUUUUCUUUGAUUAUUUUAUAUUUUUAUUUUUGGGGGGGACUGAAGUCAAUUUUUUUUUUUUUUUUUUUUAAUUGAAGCAACUUUUUUUGAUUGGAGUAAUGUUGAUUUGUGUUUGGGCCACAUUGUGGCUAGGACAUUUUUGUCUUUAUUAUUCAAUUAAAAAAAUAAGUUGCUUCAAAAAAUACAUACUGACAAAAAGAAAAAUCACUUCAAUCAAAAAAGAAGAGAAAAAUUUCAUUCAUAGAAAAAUGUUUUUGAAUGCGAAAAAAUAUUUGAGAUUGAAAAAUUUGCAUUGGAACACUUAGUUUUUCAUUGAAAAAGUUUUGAUUGAAGCAAUCCUUUUUGUGUUUGGGCCAUAUUACGGGUAGGGCAUUUGUGUCUAAAUUUUUCAAUCCCCAAAAAAAGUAGCUUCAACCAAAAAAAUAUUUUCGAUCAAAGAAAAAAAUCGUUUGAAAAAUAAAAUUGCGCUCCCCUAAUGUUUUGUUUUUUUUGUGUGAAAAUUAUAUGCAAAGCAAAUGUCACAUGAUCUGUUCGAAAAAUAAUUUUGACCCAUUAUAAAAGUUUUUUUUUUUUGUUCAUUUCAUUCAUUUUUGUAGCAGUUUUAUUGCUUUACAACUUUUACACAUAUAUGAAAGUCAAUUGCAUGCAAUGACACUUUUCGGCCACCAAGUGGGCCUGGCCCCCCCUUAAAAUCCGCUAAUGCUUUUUACCGUAAAAUAUCUUUGCAAUUUAAAAAUGCCUCCGUUUUAGCUCACAUUUGAAGUAGUUCAUUACUGCCCUCUACUGGUGGCUUUAAAACUUUCCAAAAAGAGCCAGCAAAACGUGGGAGAUUACCGUCAUAACAAAUAGUGCAAUGAAUGUGACCAAAACUCACUUGUAAUCACAUAUAGUCGCUGUACAGUUGAAAAGCUUAACUUGACCUUUUAACACUCACCGUACCCUAUCAAACAAAAAUGUGUAGUUCAACACUGAGUGGAAUAAAGUCGUUAAUAAUACUCAUUUCACUGUGGAGUAAAGGCGCCUUACUACUAGGACAGAAAGUGGGAAAGCACUGUAGGAUUAUUUUGCUUGUCAUUUUGAAGGACUUGAAGGUUUUGUACAAAAAAAGGUUGAAAGUUGUACAGUGUGAAGUGUUAAGUACGUGUAUGGUGAUCAAAUGACACUAAAGCGCUGUUGUAUGGACACACGGUCACUUUAUAAUAGAGUUACAAUAUAAUACAAUCAACUCACGUCAUGUAUUUUAUGACUUAUGUUACCUGUGACUUUUUUUUUAAUCGUUUUUGUACAUGUAUUUUGUUUGCCUCUUUUUUUCAAUGCACUGAAUGAUCAUUCUGUUAAAUUAAAUUGAAAUUAAGACUUGAGUUGUUAUUCAUGAGCACAUCUGAUUCUUCUAUUUUCAUCAUCUAAAUUUAAAGGUUCUGUAAAAAGCUUUUUUGUUUUUUCCCCUCUGGCA